Penicillium odoratum is the source of this 1278-nucleotide messenger RNA. Its product is annotated as E3 ubiquitin-protein ligase RNF103. Bases 1 to 1278 code for a protein of 425 amino acids. NCBI's taxonomy places the organism in Eukaryota, Fungi, Ascomycota, Eurotiomycetes, Eurotiales, Aspergillaceae. The transcript is spliced from 2 exons. Gene Ontology annotation, biological process: ubiquitin-dependent protein catabolic process. Gene Ontology annotation, molecular function: ubiquitin protein ligase activity. Gene Ontology annotation, cellular component: cytoplasm. The record is from RefSeq and is a predicted model, not a curated record.
AUGAACGCAUCCACAACCUCCGCUGCCAGUAGCGCCGCGACUACUACAGGUAAUAGUGCAAAUGAUUCUGGUUCUGCGACGAGCUCACCUCUUCUGUUCUUUGUUGCCCUUGGAUUCGGCGUUGUUUUCACCAAUCUAUGGAUUAUAGUCGGGGUGAAGUAUUGUUUCCGGUACAAUCAACGAAAUCGUCAGUUGCGCAGCGAGGAGACUGGGGAGCCUAUUGACCUGGUCACAAUGCCUCGACCCCAUCGAAGACGGCGGGAAAAGAGAUUGAUGACGAUGGACGAAGUCAAUGCGCGGUUUCCCUUGAUGAAAUACAAAGUCUGGAGGUCGUCGCGCGCCAAUGAAGGUCUCCCCACAGAAGGAGGCAUUAGCGCUCCUAACAGCCGGCCACAGAGCUUGACCCAUGAGGAGGGCGUUAUCUCUGCGCUAGGUGGCGCAGAGAUAGCUGCAUUAACCCCUGCUGAAAUGGAGCAUGAGAGUGACGGUCUCAAUCCUCCACAUGCUUCCUCUCAUCCACAAUCUGGAACAACCAUGCAGCCAACAGAGAAGGGCACCCGAUCUACUACUAUUGCCCCGGGUAGAACCGGUGCGGAAAUCACUGAAGAGAAGUGGCAGCAUACGUUGGUCAAUGAAGAUAUGGACCUAGAAGAAGACGAAGAAAGUGAUCAAAUUCGUAAAGCUGUUCCACCUGAACUGCUUCCGAAUCCGGGUGAUUCCUGUGCAAUUUGUCUAGACAUUAUUGAGGACGACGAUGAUAUCCGUGGGCUAACCUGUGGGCAUGCUUUUCAUGCCUCGUGUGUGGAUCCUUGGUUGACUAGUAGGAGAGCCUGCUGUCCUCUAUGUAAAGCCGAUUACUAUGUUCCCAAGCCUCGUGCACAUGCAGCCGAAGGACAAGUGGCAGGCGAUCGACAAGGGCGGCGCACGGCAUCGAGCGGCAACGACGUCCUACCGAGACCUCCUCAUGUAGCUCACUCAAGAAACAACCGGACUCCCCUAUUCCGGUUACAGAUGGCUCUCCCAGGACGUCUAUUUCAAACCGCACAGGCAGAACACCACGCGGGGCCUUCACAUUCAGAAGGUCGCCCAAGUCGCACGCACCAAGAAUCUGGACUGCCAGAGAGCUUACCACGCCGAUCUUAUUGGUCACGGCUUUUUUCAAUACGUCCUCGUGGGAUUUCUUCCAAUACUCCCUCGACACACUCCCCUGGGGCCUCAGAAAUCCAACCGUCAGCUGGACAGUCCCGCACGCCUGGCCAACUCGAGGCCGGACUUUGA